Pleuronectes platessa (European plaice) is the source of this 4155-nucleotide messenger RNA. It is a transcript of the gene vsig10, whose product is annotated as V-set and immunoglobulin domain containing 10. Lineage: Eukaryota; Metazoa; Chordata; Actinopteri; Pleuronectiformes; Pleuronectidae. Gene Ontology annotation, molecular function: cell adhesion molecule binding. Gene Ontology annotation, cellular component: cell-cell junction. Gene Ontology annotation, biological process: cell-cell adhesion. The record is from RefSeq and is a predicted model, not a curated record.
AGAAGAAGAAGAAGAAGAAGAUUUAUUUUACAAGUGGUGUUACUGUACCUUUAAGAAGGUGAGGUGUGUGGGUGUGGCUUGUUCCGUGCAGGAGUUUCCGGAUUAGCGUGUUAAGGUAAACAAAGCGACUCCAUCAGAUGGUGGUUAGAGACCGAGGUGACGGUGUGUCAGGGACAGUCAGACAGGUGGAGGUGGAGGAGACACACAGGUGGAGGAAAAGACAGGUCGAGGAGACAGGUGGACAGACAGAGAGGUGGAGUGGGCGGAGACAGACAGAGAGGGAGAGUUGGAGGUGCAUGAGACAGUCAGACAGGGGGAGGUGGAGCAGACAGUCAGACAGGUGGAGGUGGAGGAGACGGACAGGUGGUCAGUCAGUCAGACAGGUGGAGGAGACAGGUAUACAGUCAGAGAGGUAGAGGUAGAGAAGACAGGUGGACAGGGCGGGGAGACAGACAGGUGGAGGUGAAGCAGACAGUCAGAGAGGUAGAAGGGUGGAGACAGACAGGUGGAGGUGGAGGAGACAUCAUGGAGACACUGGGGACAUUAGUGCUUCUUCUCCUGUGUUUAUCUGCCUCAGCAGUUUCAGGGAUCGGCUCCAAAGACACGGUGUUGACCGCCGCACCGGGAUCGAACAUCAUCAUCCCCUCGUGCCACCCGGUCAGUAAUCUGACCAUGGUGACACUCAUGUGGAGGAAAGUCAACGUUGAUGGCGGGACUUCACCGGUUCCUUCUACCGAGCGCAUCCAGGUCCUGUACGGCCACGAGCUGCAGAUCCAGGGGGUGACACCCGGAGAUGAUGGCAUCUACCAGUGCAGCUGGUCCUCACACCCCUUCCCAGCGCCCAACAACACUGUCUACUCACGUUACCGGCUUCUAGUCACCAGUGGUCCAGAGAACGUGUCCCUGUCCAUCGGGCGGGCCACCCCUCUGUCCAACGGGACGCUCAUCGUCUAUCGGGACUCCAGCGUCUCCUUCAACUGCUCCGGCUCCUCCUUCCCGUCCCAGCACCUGAACCUGAGCUUCACCGGAGGCUCGUCCAGCAACGUGUCGCUGGCCUCCGGCUCCGGCUCCUGGCUGAGCCACACGAUAGAAAACAUCCAGCCCGGCAGCCAGGGGCUGUACAGCUGCAGGGCCCACAACAACGUGUCCGAUCGGAUGGUUCAGAAGAACCACCAGCUGCUGGUUUACUACGCCCCGGACAGACACCCUGACUGCAGUUGGGCGCCAGCAGCCGACGCCUCCCACGCCCUUUUCAACUGCAGCUGGUUUGGAGCGUACCCCACCCCGACGCUGCGCUGGGUAGAAGACCAGGGCGACCAGGGCGCCCACUGGAAAGGACACGUCUUCGUGACGGACACGAGGGACAGUCUGUCUCUGAGCUUGAACCGCUCGCUGCUGUCGGAGGGGCAGACUCUGAGGUGCAUGGCCAAGGGCUUUGACCCUUCAGGGAAGGAGAAGUCGUGCUCGCUCACCCUCAAGCCUCCGUACCCUAGAGGCGAGCCGCUGGUCACGGCCCUGGAGGGGACCAGCGUCACGUUGACCUGCACCGAGGAUGCCUCCAUCCCCCCGGCCAACACCACGUGGAGGAAGGGGCUCCAGCAGGACGCCAUCACGCCCGGGUCGAAGUACGCCCUGACGGAGGAGGGCCCCGCCCUCAAGCUGACCAUACACAACCUCACCAAAGAGGACGAGGGCGUGUUCUUCUGCCGCAGCGAGAACCCGCUCGACCUCAGGGAGCUGGAGGUCGGCCUCACCGUGAGAGCCCCCUCCGCUUUCACAGGAGCCAUCGUCGGCAUCAUCAUCGCCGCCCUGGUCGUGGGACUGACCUUCAUCGUGGCCAAAUCGCUGUACUCCUGCCGACACCGCAUUUGCUUGGGUAACUCACUGUGGCCUCUGCUGCCGAUGCACGAAAAGUCACAAAUGCAUGCAACAUAUUUACUGCCCCACUCGUUCUCUGCAUUUACUGUAAUAACACACUGCAGCUGUAAUGUUGCACCUGAGAACUGACACAUGCAAAAAAGUGUGAAUCAGGACAAAUCCACUAACUCUUCACAAUUUCUCUUCACAUUUCUGUUUCAGGAGGAGACUUUGGGUGAGUUGGUCACGUUCACUUGUUUUAUAUGAUCUGCAUGUGUAAUUUAAUUCAAUCCAUCCAAACAAAGGGAUGAACACCAGCUCUUACAUUCUGCAGUGUUCUACCAGAGCUUCUCUCAUCUCGUGUUAAUCUCACUUGUAUGAAUCCAUCGGAAAAGAAGCAGAGAUAGAAAAUGACUGUCUGGCCGUUCAUAGAGCAUAAUGCUAUGUUUCUGAUGAGAUGAGAAGAUUGAUAUCAGUCUUAUGUUUGUAUGGUAAAUACAAAGCUACACCAGAUGCUAUCUGAGCUGGGAACAGUGAGAAACUGAACUUAACCCAGCUCAUGAAUGAACAUCUGAGCUUUGUCUUCACGUCUUAACUCUGCAAGAAAGAGUCAAACUAUCCCUUUAAACACACGAGGGACAAAGUCCACGUUUUAUUGGCUCCUUCACUUGUAAACUGAUUUAUGGUUUAUUUCCAUAUAACAUUUUUAAUAUGAGUUGACAUGAAAGAAGUCCGUUUUGGAAAUGACAGAUCCUCAACCUCACAAAUACAAAUGAACCAGGUUAAAUUAUAUUUCCAGUUAUUAUACACACUGACGCUUUUGGAUAAACCUAAAAGGUUCCUGUGUAAACAUUGACAAAAACUGAUUUUUAAUGUUCACAUCGAUAUUUGGCAGUUAGCCGGAUUCUUCUUUACGGCGUUUCUUAGCUACAUUUCCCCGCACGCUGCUGCUGACAGCUGAUCGUUCAAACAGCAUAACUGUGUAUCGCGAAUGUUGGAUAAAAACUCUGCUCUAUAGCACCUCUAGUGGUCAAACACUGUCGAUUGUACCACUUAGUUUGUUCGCAUAAUCUGGACACAGUUGUUGACCCGUCGUAAAAUAACUCCUCUAAGGAUUUGAAGAUGUGUCCCAGUGUUAACGAGUCUUUCUUAGUAUACGUCCCAGUUCCUGACUCCAGGUGCUUAAUAGAGUUUCUGCUCUCCAGGCAAACGGAGGACGACCGGAGAGAAGUGAUGUCUCUGGUGGACUCGGACGAUGACGAGCAGAUCUUUCAGGACGCUGUUCCCCGGCUGCCUCCGCUGACCAACGGCAAUCACAUGACUCUCGCCCAGAUCCACCAGAUCCCAUCGGGCGAACACGAGGACGUGGACACUGGGGACACCAGCUCUCAGCAGCAGGAGGACACCGAACAGACGGAACAGCCUGUGGAUCCUGUCACUUAUAUAUUUUAAGUGUUUUUAGAUCAAAGUUUCUUUUUUUAAGGUAAAAAAACGAUGUACUGAGAAUGUGAAUGUGAAAAACUCUGGUGGAAGACUUUUGUAAAAAAAAAUAUUUCUUUUAAUUUGUUAUAUUGUAAAUAGUGUUAUGUGCAGCGAGGUCAGGGUCAAAGGGUCAAAGGGCCCGUCUCUCUCUCUCCAAGGUGCUGAUGAGGAUGAGGAGUUGAUGGUUCAGCUCAUUGGUCCCCCCCCCCCCCCCAUUCCCCAUCAUCCUAUCACAGCCCAGGGCUCCUGAAUAAAGGGGGCCCAUCCCUCAGAGUCUCUUUUUGACCUGGUCUCAGAUCAGCUGCCACACAAGCUGUUCGGCUUUUUGCUGUUUUCUAUUACUAUCUGUGAGGUUUGUGGGGGGGGGAGGUUUGGACAAUAGUAGUCAGGGCACCUUUUACACUUUUGCACACACACAGACCCACAAGUAUAGACACACAAGGAUUGUAUGUUGGUGUCACCUGCUUCUUAAGAUAAGUUAGUUUGACAUUUUAGUUGUUUUACUUUAAUAACAGACAAUAGAUUUUUUGUCAUAUCCAUUUCCGUUUCCUUGACACGAGCCACCUUGUCCCUCACCUCCCCCACAUUUGUAAAAACCUGUUGUCUGACCACACACUUGUAAAUACACACCUUUGUCACUUAGACUUUUUUGACUGUGUCAAUAAUUCUGGUUUGUCCCGUGAGCGUCAACAACAGGCUUUUUAAUAUUUGUACGUUUUUAUUCCUGUGGUUGUGUUUUUGUACAGCGUUUUGAACAUGAUACUGAGAUCAAUGUAGUAAAUUAAGUUGUUUAAUAAAAAAAAAAGUAUGAUUGUU